UUACACAAUCCACAUGUCAUUGAUACAAUGAUUCUUCUUUUAUAAUACCAACGAAUGAAUCGUAAAACAGAAAUACGUUGUAAAAGAAAAAACACUCUAUAUUUAUCGGAAGAUCUCAAACAAUGAUUAUGACAUUGUUCUGCAAUGACACGGUGAUUUUCAAUUGUCCGUCAUUCUCGCGGAACAGUGGGAGUCAACCAUCAAUUGCAAUCGUGCGCGCCACCCCUCUGGAAGCUGCGACGAAAAAUAAAAGUAGCGCGUUCAUCGCUAUCCAAGCCUCGGUCGAUAUCAAAGUCGCCAAAGAAAGGAAAGAUCGUCAAACAUCCCCUGCUGGGAGGACGGGGCGGAGGGAGGGGAGAGAUGAAAUAGAGAAGAAUAUAGAGCCGGCGUGGAAAAGCGCGCGCGAACCGGGAAAUGUUCUCUGCGGCCCCGAAGCGACGACGCCACGUACUAGAUGGUAUAUUAUUGAUCAAUAAGAGAGGCUAACAUGGGUGACCUGUGCCGGCAGAGGCAGCUGUUACUUCCUCCGUAUUUUUACGUGACGCGCGUGUACCGCGAGAAACCGAUCUUCGAACAGUGCCCGGACGAGAUCUCGACGUUCUCCUGCGUGUCUGCGACAAAGUGGCACCGUGCUGCUUGGGACAAGAAGUACCGACCGCGUACGUGAAACGCGCCAGCCUCAUACUCCCGAAUGAAAUACGCGAAACGAGGGAGACAGAGGGAGUAACGGAAGAGUAACGGCCAGCCAGGAUAGCUGAAGAGGCAGGAGUUAGGCCGCGGGGGGAAAAGGGGGUACAGGGGUGGGUAGUGGGAGUGAGAGUGAGA
This is a messenger RNA of Frieseomelitta varia, 825 nucleotides long. RefSeq lists its product as uncharacterized. The transcript is spliced from 2 exons. NCBI's taxonomy places the organism in Eukaryota, Metazoa, Arthropoda, Insecta, Hymenoptera, Apidae. The record is from RefSeq and is a predicted model, not a curated record. Bases 123 to 476 code for a protein of 117 amino acids.